CGGCUCCUCCGGGCGCGAUCAGUGCGGGGCGGACGCGGCGCGGAUGGAGCCGUCGGCGAUGCUGAGCUGCUGGGGCGCGGUGCUGGGCGCCGCCGUGUCCGUGCCCCUCGUGCUGCUGGCGGCGGCGCCCUACGUCAGGCGGUACGUGGCCGGAGGGCGCUGCGGGUCCGCGGCCAGGCUGGACGGGAAGGUGGCGGUGAUCACGGGCGCCAACACCGGCAUCGGCAAAGAGACCGCCAGGGAGCUCGCCCGGAGAGGUGCGAGGGUGAUCAUUGCCUGCAGAGACAUUGCAAAGGCAGAAGCUGCAGCGCGUGAAAUCCGAGCUGAGACAAACAAUCAGGAAGUCAUUGUGAAAAAGCUGGAUUUGGCUGAUACCAGGUCCAUCCGGGAGUUUGCUAACAGCUUCCUAGCAGAAGAGAAGGAACUCCAUAUCCUCAUUAAUAAUGCUGGGGUAAUGUUAUGCCCUUAUUCCAAGACAGCCGAUGGCUUUGAGAUGCACCUGGGAGUCAAUCAUCUUGGUCAUUUUCUUUUAACCUUCUUAUUACUGGAGCGUCUGAAGCAGUCUGCACCAUCCCGCAUUGUGAACGUGUCCUCACUGGCUCAUCACGGAGGCCGAAUCCGCUUCCACGACCUCAAUGGUGAGAAGAGCUACAAUCGUGGCCUCGCUUACUGUCACAGCAAGUUGGCCAAUGUCCUUUUCACCCGAGAGCUGGCAAAGCGACUGCAAGGCACUAAAGUCACAGCAAAUGCUCUCCAUCCUGGGUCUGUCCAUUCUGAGCUGGUCCGGCACUCAUUUGUAAUGACGUGGCUAUGGAGGAUAUUCUCAUUCUUCUUGAAGACUCCAUGGGAAGGAGCUCAGACCAGUGUGUACUGUGCAGUAGCAGAGGAGCUAGAAUCCGUGACAGGACAGUAUUUCAGCGAUUGCCGGCCAGCAUAUGUGUCUCCAUGGGGUCGAGAUGAUGAGACAGCAAAGAAGCUCUGGAAUGUGAGCUGUGAGCUCCUCGGGAUCCAGUGGGACUGAGCAGUGCAGCCUCUUGCGUGUACCUGGUUGAGCACAGUGAUGCUACUCUUGGGAAGAGCACUGCUGCCAAGAAUGCUGGUACUUCAGCCUCCCUUGUGAUGGUUCUGUGGAUGCAGUCCAAAAUGAAUUUCUGGAAUGUCACAGUUAAGGACUGAGAUUAGAAAGAAAAGCAGCCCCUUUUGUAGCUGGAGAACUAGAGCACUGAUACUGUGAGCAACCUUUGGUAACUCACACAACAGCCAGAGGCUGUUGUCCUGUGGCUUUAGAAUAGAAAUAGAGGUUAUCAUCUUAGCUUUAGAUCAUCUGUAUUGAAAGUUGAUUUUUGUGUUGGUCUCUUUUUCCAUACCAAUAAUAGUAAAAAGGUAGGACACUAAAUUUAUGCUUUACAAGGUCGUUUUUUGUUCCUAAUAUUUGACACAGCUGGGUACAAGUAUUCAUGUUUCUGGCAAUUAAGUGUAAUAUAAAUUAACACAGUAACAGGUGCUGGCCUAACUGGGAUCAAGCAUUAUUUUCCAUGUUCUCUUGAGCACCUCUAGCCUGCAAAGUAUUUUGCCUACUGGUUGCAGUAAGUUUGGUUCAUCUUUUGGGAACAUGGCUGUCAAUGCAGCUGGCUGGAAGGCUAAAACCUGCAGGAACAGUGAAACUGGGCAAUGGCUCGUUAUUUUAUUCAAAACUGUUAACAUCUCUGCUGUGAAGCACUAAGCAAAGAUGGUAUAAAACUUGUCCUAAUAAAAUCCCAAGCUGUGCUUUAAGUGAUUUACAAUCUCGGAAAAGAGCAGAUUUAAUUAAAAUUAACUGCAUUGAAAAACAAUUAAUUUCCACUGAGGCUUUAGCAUUGAAUUUGCUUUGACAGCAAACUACCUUGAACUAAAUAGCUGAAGCAGGGGCCAGUGCUAUCCUGAUAUUAUGGUCAGUUUAGUCACAGGACAGAAUAAGAAAACACAAAUCCCAGCAGUUAUGGGCCAUGGCUACCAGCCUGACCUCACAGUACUGUACAGCCUGCAUGGUCAAAAGGCAGCUCAGUCAGCCCACAUCCUCAUGAUCCUACUCCCUUGGAGCUCUAGUGAAAACUGAUAUAAUGGGACCCAUGAAAAAGAGUUUUGUAGUUGCUUAACAAGUGCCAUAGCUCACAGGAUUAUCUUUUUCUGGAAAAGAAAUCCAGAAGUACUUAGACCCAUGUCGGAACAUUCCUCUGACCAACUGCCAGUGUUGGGAAGCAAAUGCUCAUGUUAUGGUUAAUUAUGUCUGAAAGCCAUCUAUGUACAUCAGUCCCAUGCUACCUCUGAUCAAUACUAAAUAAAGCCAUUUCCUUUUUACAGCAAGAAAACAACAUUCUGAAGAAA
Messenger RNA from Coturnix japonica (Japanese quail), 2364 nucleotides. RefSeq names its product retinol dehydrogenase 12 (gene RDH12). NCBI's taxonomy places the organism in Eukaryota, Metazoa, Chordata, Aves, Galliformes, Phasianidae. The record is from RefSeq and is a predicted model, not a curated record.